This is a messenger RNA of Branchiostoma belcheri (Belcher's lancelet), 3544 nucleotides long. RefSeq lists its product as uncharacterized. The record is from RefSeq and is a predicted model, not a curated record. NCBI's taxonomy places the organism in Eukaryota, Metazoa, Chordata, Leptocardii, Amphioxiformes, Branchiostomatidae. Gene Ontology annotation, molecular function: [protein-PII] uridylyltransferase activity; protein binding.
AAAGCUAAAGCAGAGAGCGGUGAAGGUAGUGGGAGUUUCACAGACAAUCUGUUUAAUAGCAGAAGUUGAACAUGUUGCUGGUGUGUGAGAAGCUCCGUGAGGCGGACGAGAAGGGCAGGAGGUACGGACUAGCCCGUGCGGAGACAGACUACCUCCGUGCCUUGGUGGACGCCAUGGCCGACACGGACAGGCUGGCGGAAGUGGAGCUGCUCAAAACUCUGGGCGACGUGAACGUGGAGAAGGGAAGACUCGGGAAGGACGUGGGGAAGUUCAACACGGCCUUGGCGCUUUAUCUGGCUUCUAUGGUGCGGUGUUACCAUGAAGAACAGGCAGAUGGUAUAGAACACCGCUACCACUACACGGAGAGGCUUUUACAAGGGGUGUCGUCACAGGAUAAGGAACAGCCAACAGAAGACAAGGAGACGACUACACCUUCAAAGGUAGCGGAAAAGUUCCGAGAUCUGGACAAGAGACGGGCAACCGGUGGUAAUACAGACUCUUUGCUGGUUGGAUACGCACAGGUGAUGGUAGAGGCGAUAGUAAAAGACAACAGCAUGUUAGAAACAGAAGCGAUCAAGAGUCUGGGUGACGUGUACCUGAAAAGAGGAACAGAAACUGGGGACACUAAAAACUUGACCGGAGCUACUGCUCUGUACAACAGGGCACUGGCACGGUGUCACAACGUUCAUGGAACAGUUGUCAUUGUUCACCGCUUACUGCACACCGCAAAAAUCAGGCAUGACAUCACUACAACAAGAAACAAGAUUGCAACACGUACGCAAAAACAACAAGACGUGAGAGGACGGAAGGACCACUUCUCUCCCUUCUCAGCUGCGCCCUCUAGCGACGGAACCACCAGUCAAGUUGACGACGACAUCUCCUACCGCAGGUACAUCCAGACGGCAGACCGUGACUUGGACAAUGGAGACCUGGACGCAGCAGAGCAGAACCUAGCAGCCGCCCUGAAGUUGGUUCACGAUCGCAGUAAACCCAACAAGGCUAAAGAAGCCGACUGUCUGUGCAGGUUGGGUGACGUCUACGUUGAGCGAGGUAUGCGGACAGGAAAGGGUAGGGCAUUCACACAGGCGGCAGCUCUGUAUAACGCCUCCAUGGCUCGGUCAGAUGGAGACAAACAAAACAUGAUAAGAAAACUGCAAGAAACAGAAAGGCGGUUUCUUAGAAACACAUGUAACCUAGACUGUGAACCGUGUACGUAUAGCAGCGCGUUAGAUCACAUGAAGGAACUCGACAACUCGCGCGCCCGUGCAAAAUCUCAGCUCAAAACAGUUCAUCAGGAACACAACCCUUAUCAGUAUGAUGAAGACGACCCCGUCGUGAGAGAGGUAGAGAUCAAACGAGCUGAAGCAAUCAAGAAUUUGUUCAAGAGCAUCACAGCUGGAAGACGAGAGUUUAUCCAAGUACUGACAGAUGAAUGCAUCGCCAAACUCGGACCUCCUCCCUGUAAGUACGCUUACAUCGGGAUGGGGUCACAAGCCACAGAACUGGUGACGCCGUACUCCGACCUGGAGUUCGCCAUUCUGAUUGAGGAGGGGAAGGGUGAUGAUGAUACACAGACGUACUUCCUAAAUCUCACACACUACUUACAUCUAAAAGUCAUCAACCUUGGAGAAACCAUUCUCCCAGCCAUGGCCAUCCCGUCACUCAACGACUUUCUCUCAGAAGACCCAGAGAAAGACUGGUUCUAUGACUCCGUCACACCUCGCGGCUUCGCCUUCGACGGCUUCAUGCCAUGGGCUUCUAAGACUCCGCUUGGAAGAGACAGAACCAAAGCGAAAGAUCCCGUUAGUCUCAUCCAGACUCCUGACGAGUUGGCCAAGUAUCAGAAUAUCAGAAUUGCCCUGGCGGAAGGCUAUCACCUGUCAGACAUCCUCAGACGGGUGACCUACUUAACAGGAGACGAGUCUUUGGUAGACGAGUAUACAAGCAUUGUCAACGAAAGCGUAGACCGUUCUCCUGUUUUGUCACGGUUGUCAGCAAUGCUAAUACUAAAGGAUGAUAUUGGACAAAUAGAAAACGUUGAAGCAACGGACCAACUUCUGGAUGUGAAGAAAGAAAUCUACCGUUUUCCCAGCGUGGCCGUUGAUGUGUUGAGUACUUGCUGUGGUAUCACGAUCCCCAGUGUGUGGGGAAUGAUAGAAGAGUUACACAAGACACAGCGGAUCAGUGACGAAGAUGCCCACCACUUGACUGUAUUGAUCAGCAUCUCAGCGGAGCUACGGUUAAGAACGUACAUUGCCAACGGAGGACAGAAGGACAGACUGUCUCCUCUCAUGGAAAUGAAAACCCGACUGGACAAACAAGACGUAGAUGACACCAUCGUUGAGUCAGUUUUCCACAUACCGGACUCUAAAAUGUUGUUCAGGUACUACUACACUGCCAUUCCAUUAAAAAGAUGUAUUAUCUAUACAGUUCAAAUGGAAAAUCAAACCACAAAGAUAUUCCCAUCAUCAGCCAUCUUUGACAUGUCAUCUCUAACCAGGGGUGGAAUAACAAAACAGCUGCUGCAGUUUGACGCAUCCGUACGUUACUUUGAGGCAGCACUGGAAGAGGCGGGCGGCGACGAGAAAAAGAAGUUAGAAAUACUUGUUGAAUUAGGAAGUGUCUCGCAAAUGCGGGGUGACUAUAAAAAUGCGAUCAGUUACUUCAAACGGGCACUUAGCUCUCGAAAUACUAUUUAUGCAGACAACGAAAUGCGUCCCGUUCUUUCCUCGCUAUUUGCAAACAUCGGGCUAUAUUGGAGUCACAUUGGUAAUCAGAGAAAGGCUAUCGGUUAUUUCGAACAGUCCAUGAAGAUGACAAAAGCUAUCUUUGGAGAAUCAACGCCACAUCCUGACAUUGCUUCAUCACUAGGCAACAUCGGGUCAUGCUGGAGUGCCCUUGGCAAUAACAGGAAAGCUAUCAAUUAUCACAAACAGUCACUGAGAAUGAGGAAAGCUAUCUAUGGCGAAACAACGCCACAUCCCGACAUUGCUGCAUCACUAAACAACAUUGGGGCCUGUUGGAGUGACCUUGGUGAUCAGAGGAAUGCUCUCUCUUAUCAUGAACAGUCACUGAAGAUGAAGAAAGCUAUCUAUGGCGAAACAACGCCACAUCCUGACAUUGCUGGUUCACUUAACAACAUUGGGGCAUGUUGGAGUGACCUCGGUGAUCAGAGAAAAGCUAUCAGGUAUCACGAACAGUCGCUGAAGAUGAAAAAAGCUAUCUAUGGCGAAACAACGCCACAUCCUGGCAUUGCUGAAUCGCUAAACAACAUUGGAAACUGUUGGUGUGACCUUGGUGAUCAGAUGAAAGCUAUCAGAUAUCACGAGCAGUCACUGAGAAUGAGGAAAGCUAUCUUUGGCGAAACAACGCCACAUCCUGACAUUGCUAAAUCACUAAACAACAUCGGGACCGUUGGAGAAACCUUGGCGAUCAGAGAAAGGCUAUCAGGUAUCACGAACAGUCACUGAAUAUGGGGAAAGCUGUCUUUGGUGAACAAACGCCACAUACCGACAUUGCUGAUUCACUAAACAACAUUGGGGCC